Messenger RNA from Aspergillus lentulus, 3489 nucleotides. RefSeq names its product DEAD/DEAH box helicase. Gene Ontology annotation, cellular component: nucleus. Gene Ontology annotation, biological process: DNA repair. NCBI's taxonomy places the organism in Eukaryota, Fungi, Ascomycota, Eurotiomycetes, Eurotiales, Aspergillaceae. The record is from RefSeq and is a predicted model, not a curated record. Gene Ontology annotation, molecular function: ATP-dependent activity, acting on DNA; ATP binding.
AUGCACGACUCGCCAUCGCAAAUCACACCUGCGACCACACCCACGCCCUCAUCACUAUUAUCGGGCUCUGGAAAUAGGACUAUGGCCCCUGCGCAGAAAUUCAUCCAAGAAAAAGACUUGUUCUUAUCAAAUUUGAACUCAUACGUUGCCGUCGGCGUCCUGAGAAAACGCAACGAACCUCACAAUGGCGAUGCCGACCCUUGGACGGACGACGACAACUACCCGGGGGCACAGAUUGCAAUGCUGAAAAAAAGCAAUUGGGUGCGAACAUGCGACUAUACAUAUGUGAAGCAUCCGCAAUGGUCCUAUGUCCGUGUCUAUGUCCUGCCGGACGAUGCUGGGCACAAGUACAUUGACCGUUCAAGCAAGACAUUGAGGGAGGCACUUAAAGUUGUCAUGUCGAAAAUCAAUAGGUCCGUCGAUGCAUGGGAUGGGAUCUUCUUUUCGGAUGAGCAAAUUACCGAUGGCAAUCCGAACGAUACUGGAACCGAGGACGAGUCACUGUGGUACAUAUUCAACACACUGCGAAAUCCCGAGCCGGAGGUUGAAGCCGUGAAAGACCCUCACGCGAGGCUGGCCAUGCGGCAAUUACUUUUUGCGGAGGAUGCUGAUAACACAGAACUCGAUGCUGGUGUCGCAGGGCUCAAAACACCGUUGUACCCAUACCAGCGUCGUUCAGCGGCUUUUAUGGUUCAACGUGAAGCGCAGCCAGCCCAGAUGCUGGACCCUCGUCUGCAGAUGUUCAAGGGUCCCAAUGGACGCGAAUACUACUACGACGAAGAAGAAGGAACGAUCUACAAAGAAAAGAAGCUGUAUUCAGAGGCUUGUGGGGGCAUUCUAGCGGAGACUAUGGGGUGUGGUAAGACAUUGAUCUGCCUGGCUGUCAUCCUGUCAACACGCUGUCAUGUCCCUGCCAUACCGCCUCUGUAUCGGGAAGGGGAAGUCAAACGUGAAAAAUGUGCGAGUCUUGUCGAGAUGGCGGCGAGAGCUGCUGGCCAGUCUUCGAUGCCAUGGAAGAGCUAUUUUGAUCGCCUCGGCCGUUCUGGAAUGACCUUUGCGAGGUGCAUCAAAGCUUGCGAGGAUAAUAGAGGCGCGUAUAAGAUACCUUCACCACCUACACGGCACAGUGGUCGCUCUGGCGUCGCAUAUCCCAGGCCACCUCCUCACCUUGUGCGGCUUACUUCGGGGACAUUGAUUGUUGUACCUCCCAACUUGGUUGACCACUGGGAAGAACAAAUUGCUCGGCACAGUCAAGGGCUUAAAGUUCUCGUCUUAAGAAACAUGUCGAACGCUACUCCCAAUUCAGAUGACCUCUUGCAGUAUGACAUUAUUUUGUUUUCAAGAUGGCGUUUCGACCAGGAGGCCGGCGAGGCAGUCAACAACAGACGCGGCGUCUUCAACACAGUGGAUUCCCCGUUGUUUAGCCUUCAUUGGCUUCGUAUCAUCAUCGACGAAGGCCACAACGUAGCCGGAUCUAGCCAAACUUCCAGAACGAGGUAUCUUCUGGACAAGUUGCAUAUUGAACGCCGUUGGAUUGUGUCUGGAACACCGUCCAGCGGACUUUAUGGAGUGGAGGUGAGCUUGGCUUCACACGAAACGAAUAAUAGCAGCGACACCGAUCUAUCAGAGGCUACAGAAGCUGUCCUUCAAGGCAAGAGGAAGACAGAGGCGAGAGAUGACCAAGAUCUCAGGAAGUUGAAACCGAUAGUGGUCAGCUUUUUUGAUCUGAAGCCAUGGUCGAACCCUCAGGCCAAUGACCAUGCCGAGUGGGCCAGGUACAUGAGACUCGUAGGGAAGGAUGGGAAACGUCGAAAAGUGCAGUCUCUUCGCGCCACGCUUCAGAGCCUCGUCGUACGGCAUCGCAUGGAAGUGAUUCAUAGCGAGACUACUCUGCCAAAGCUUUACAACAAGGUUGUUUAUUUGGAGCCAACGUUUUACGACAAGUUAAACCUGAACUUGUUUGUCUUCGUUUUGGCAGUCAACGCAAUAACCUCAGAACGGGAAGGCGAUGACUACAUGUUUCAUGCGAAAAACAAGAAGCACUUGAGGACUCUGAUCAACAAUCUCCGGCAGGCUGGGUUUUGGUGGGCCGGCUCGAAUCUGGAUCUUUCGGCGACCGUGAAGAAUGCUCUGGAAUACCUGGAGAAAAAGAGAGCUCAUAUGGGACAGGAUGAUAUCACAACAUUGACUGAGGGAAUAGAGAUAGCCGAAAAGGCAUUCUCCAGCGGAGCUUGGAAUGCUUUUAGGCAUCUAAAUGAACUAGGUGUCUACAUUCGCGAUUUCCCUUCUCAUGCUCGAGCUUUGUGGGCACUUGACCCUUCGAAGUCAGACACUGAGCCCCUUCAUAUGGGAAUUUACCAGGCUUGUCGCGCGCAGCAGUUUGUCAAAGAACACCUGAAAUCGGUUGACCCAGCCGAAGGCCUUGCUGGAGCGGGCAUCAAAGCCCGCCGUGAGCAAGCGGAGGCAGCAGAGAAGCAAGGCCCUGAGUUAGGCUUUGCAACUUUCCCAAAGUCGAAGAAGGCACCGAAGAAGUCAUUCUCUAAAGGUCUUACGAAGUCACUGCCAGCGGAUUCUCCCCUGGCACAGACCAAGUUGCUUGGUACAACGUCGGCUAAGCUGUCGUAUCUACUUAGUCGGGUUAUGGAGUUGCACGCUGAGGAGAAGAUUAUCAUCUUCUAUGACAGCACAAAUUCGGGCGUUUGGAUUGCUGAAGGUCUUGAUCUGCUCGGCAUUGAAUACCGCAUGUAUGCGAGUACGCUUAGUCCCGAGCUCCGUACAAGUUACUUGAACCUGUUCCGAGAGAGCGAAGAGAUCCGAGUAUUCUUGAUGGACCUGCAUCAAGCAUCUCACGGGCUCCAUAUCGCCAAUGCGUCCCGUGUUUUCUUCGUCAACCCCAUCUGGCAGCCGAAUGUGGAGAGCCAGGCCAUCAAACGAGCACAUCGAAUCGGACAAACUCGGCCUGUAUAUGUUGAGACUCUUGUCCUCAAAGACACAUUGGAGGAUAAGAUGUUAAAGCGCCGAAAGGCAAUGUCAGAGAAGGAGAUGCAAGAAGCCGAGAAAGAUCUGCUUGACGACAGCACGAUGAGCUCUAUUAUCCAGAACGAACGAUUCAUCCCAAUGCCCGAAAACGAGGAUUCAGUCCAUGUCGCAUAUCUCUCUUCACCAUCAGGCUUUUUUGAUCGCCAUAAACUGGCGAUUCCUGACGACGAAGGCGAUACGGAAAAAUCUCCUCCGAAGCGCAAACGUCCGUCGUCUAACAGCAAGACCCUUUUGGACGGCGAACCAGACAUCAUCACACCUAAGAAGCGAAAAGUUUCGACCGGUUUGGUGUUUCUUUCUCCGGGGGGUAUCUUGAUGACGCCCAGUAGAAAUUCACGAUCCAAAACACCUUCAGUCACCGGUAUCGACCAGGAAAAAGGCGGAAGCCGUGCAAUAUCUGAGGCACAAAACGGUGUUCAACAGAGCCCUGGGUCCAUAUUUGGGCCUUAG